Daldinia decipiens is the source of this 1083-nucleotide messenger RNA. RefSeq lists its product as uncharacterized. NCBI's taxonomy places the organism in Eukaryota, Fungi, Ascomycota, Sordariomycetes, Xylariales, Hypoxylaceae. Bases 1 to 1083 code for a protein of 360 amino acids. The record is from RefSeq and is a predicted model, not a curated record. The transcript is spliced from 2 exons.
AUGGCUAUACCUAUGAUACUGGCGCUCACAAUUGCCCCUGCUCUGCUAGGAACACAAGAGGCAAUCCGACAAAGUCAGUCCAAGAAUAAACGCGAAGAGCACAGAGCCCGUCGCUGCAAUCUUGUCGUUUCUUGCGUGAAGCAGUCGAUCCGCAGUCGAGAUAUAAAUGGCAAGCUAGUCGUUCUAAAGGAUAACAAGCUCUAUAUCACCACUGGGGACCUAUCUGCGGAAGAUAAUGCGGUGAAUACCACAAGUCACGGACAUCCAUUUGCAGGAUAUUAUUUACCAUACCCUGACAAAACAUACGAGGGUAUUGUUAGCACUAUAAGCGAUGACCCACCGAUGCUGAACUGGAUAUAUGUCGACAAGAACACAUACGAAGUGAAGUAUGGUGUCCGCGCCGAUGCGCAAGACCAUAUAACAGGUCCGUUCGAUUGUACCCGGCAGGACCGGCGCAUGACUCUAGAAGGCUGGGAAGGUUUUGCUGCAGUUGAGGAGUUCCCGGGAGUGUGGGCUCUAUAUUUCGACCGUGACGACGACGGCUUGACUACUAAGGUCCCAAUGGGAACCAGAGUGCUCGAAGUAGAACUGACCCGGCGAGAGAAGAAAGAGCGCAAGCCUGAGCCAGACCCGAACCAGGCGCAGACUCUAGAUGAGAAGAUGAAACAACAUAAGGAGCAAACACAAAGAGAGGAAGAGGAGAAGCAAGAAAUGCUUCGUACACAGCAACAAACUGAUGCGAAUGAGCAAAGAGAUGAAGGGCCGUCGCAACAGGACAGAGGCACUACAGGCGGUGCACAGCUUAAUCUAGGCAAUCUGCACCUUGACCCUGGUUCCCACACCGAACAUCUACCUGGUACUGCCCCUCACUCGCCCAGUGUAGCAACCGACAACGUCUCGUUCUGGUCCGCGCCGAGGAAAGCUGAUGACCUUAGCGACACCGCGUCCGUCACAGUAGCUAGCUCUAUCGCUGACAGACUAGAUACUCUCGAAGAGCAAGCAAAUGAGUCAAGGGAACAUGGAUAUAAAAAGCCUUAUGUUGAAGACGAAGCUGUCUGGGAAGAACAUGUCAACGGUGCAUAG